AUGAAGCUUUUAUACUUAUUACCAUUUUUAUUACUGUCGGCAGUCGCUGCCGACCUCCAGAUUGAAACCGUUCACGCUGUGCAAUGUGAUACUACUGCUCAGGCUGGCGAUUUGGUGUCGGUUCAUUACUCUGGUUUCUUGGAGGAUGGAACCAAGUUCGACUCUUCAUAUGACAGGAACUCACCCUUGUCAUUCAAGUUGGGCUCUGGUCAGGUGAUCAAGGGCUGGGAUCAAGGAAUUGUGGGUAUGUGUCCUGGAGAGAAGAGAAAGUUGACGAUUCCACCAGAGUUGGGCUACGGCUCCAGAGGAAUUGGUCCUAUUCCCGCCAAUGCAGUGUUGAUAUUCGAUACCGAGUUGGUCGAUAUUGCUGGUUUGCCAAAGGACGAGUUGUAG
Yamadazyma tenuis ATCC 10573 is the source of this 393-nucleotide messenger RNA. Its product is annotated as FKBP-type peptidyl-prolyl cis-trans isomerase. Gene Ontology annotation, biological process: protein peptidyl-prolyl isomerization. Gene Ontology annotation, cellular component: endoplasmic reticulum. Lineage: Eukaryota; Fungi; Ascomycota; Pichiomycetes; Serinales; Debaryomycetaceae. The record is from RefSeq and is a predicted model, not a curated record. Gene Ontology annotation, molecular function: peptidyl-prolyl cis-trans isomerase activity.